AUGCCGGGCGUAUCUGGAGUUUACACCGCUAUACCGGUGAAGUUGCUGGUGUUGCUGUUGACGUUGUGCCCAUGUCGCUGCCACCAAGCUCUCAGUGGAGAAGAUGAGUUGUUUGGAAUGGAGAUGGGGCAACCUUGUCGUGAUAUUCCUUAUGAUGACGUAAACGAUGCUGGUGAUGUCUUCAAGUGGCCGUUGUCGACAGAAGAUGACCUUUCAUUACCUAACCUAGCGCAAUUUCGCCAUGGAGGAGUAAUAGCUUGUAUUGAUGACCUUGAUCAUUGCCAUAAUGGAUUUACAGCCAGCUUCAACAUAACACUGGACAAAGUCAAGGCCUUAGACAGUGGCGAUGUCAUCGCUUUCACGCCAGCGCUCAGUCUCUCAGCCUAUGAAAGCUACUGGGAAAUGCCUGUGUCGCUGCGUCUUGAGGAGAUUGACCCAGUGCCACAGAUAGGAGUUUUCAAGGUGCGAGUGAAGACAUCCGAUCUGGCUUGGGAUAUAGAUUUCACCUCCCGGCUUGAUGCUGAUCAUCCCAUUCUGGUAGGUCUGACUUGGAAACGUAGCAUUGGUCUAGAUGUCUAUGUGGAUGAUGUCUGUGCUGGGUCUGUUGUCAAAGGUUCCUUUCGUAAAUUAUCGGACAAAACCCAGACUGAAUAUGGAGACGGUAUCAUCACUAUCCCGCCGGACAAAUUUCAGUUUGUAGAGUUCCUGAGACCAACGGGAUCUCUCUUGGAUUUUCGGAAUGAAGAUACGGCAUACAGCUACUACUUGGGUUGCCUACCAGUGACUAAAUUAGCAUCGCUGGACCUAUUCAGAGCAUCGUUGCCGUUAUCUGCAGAAGACAGCGCUGUUAUUUCAUGUCGCAGGUCAUGCUAUAACAAGGUCACCUCACUGUAUGCCUUGAUUGGAGAGAACAAGUGUCAAUGUGCUGAUGACAUCACUACUCUAGACCAAACACAGAUGUGCGGAGAGGUGUGUCCCGGUUACUCUUCUCUGCCGUGUGGGUCUGAGGCGGAAUUGAGUGUUUACUUAACAUCGAGUUUGGUCACUCAAUUGCCUUAUCCAAUAGCUGAAGACAUCUCUCCUUCCGAUCCCCUAUCUGAUAUCCGGCCUCUUGAAAUGCCACUCCUUCAUUCGCAUGCGAGAUACAGAAGAAGUUCCGAGAAUGAAGAAACAGAUAGUCUUCUUGUUAGGCACCGAAGGAGUACAGAUUUUAUUGCACUCGAUGAUAUCAAUGGUCUAGUAAACACUAUUCUGAACUUCACAUAUAUCAUAUAUACUGAAACAUCAGAACUCACAUGCUCAUGGACCUUUGGUGACGACACUGAAACGUUAAAACAAGCCGAGGCUGAACAUGGUACACAGUAUCAGCAUCAAUACACCCAGCCAGGUGACUUCACUGCCACCGUUGACUGUAGUGGCAUACAAGACUCUGCAUCAGUCACAGUAUGGAGCAGCAUCGAUGGAUUAACAUCCGAGCAGUUCAGUAUCCAACAGGUCGGUACAACGGCUACUCUGUCAGACGUUACUAUUCAGGUUACCAGAACAGGUGGAGAGGCGUUGCCUGGAAGGGCAAUUUUCAUUCUGAAUGGACUGGAAGAAGUUUUUGUGCCAUCACCAUCCACCCAAUUUGAAACUACCUGGUCACCAACAAAGUUUGGUACUUUCCCCAUGGAUGCAAUCAUUUCGAACAAGGUUGAAGAAGACAUUGUUCUUUCCUUGAAUGUAACUGUUGGAGAUGCAGUAUCUGAAACAUUAGUCACAGUAUCAGGUCCACUUGGUACAAACCAGCCUCUAAAUGUUACAGUUCAGAUAAGUGGAGGGAGUAAUGUAACCGUUGAUGUGGAUUUCGACGAAGGUGAUCCUGUUUCUCAACACCCUCUGAUCGUUGACUACACAUGGAUUAUAAGCUACGCAACAGCCGGUACAAAAAAUAUUAGGGUCACUGCAUAUAACGUCUUUGGAUCUGAGUCGCAAACUGAAGUUGUUGAAAUAAUCCAGUCUGUCGUUGGGCUACAACUCUCGGUAACUCCACUUUCUGUUGGUACAAGCGAAUUUGUUGACUGUAGACUCACUGCAGGACCCACUGUCAUCAAUGAUGUGACAUGUACCAUACUGACUGGCGAUGGGCAAAGCUUUAUUCGAAAUGAUGUGACGCUGAAUAGUCAAUUAGAGUAUUCUGAAAGCUUCUCGUACUCCCAAGAGUUUCUUGAACCUGUGAAAGUAUCAGCAACAUGUUCAAAUGCCGUCAGCAACCAAACUGUAGAAAAAUAUAUCGUGGUUGGUAAAACGGUGCAAAGCUGCUCUAUCUACGCUCCUGAUGCACAGGUUGUAAGGGAAGACGAUGAAACAGUUAUCCUUGUUGAAGGUGGCAAUUCCCUUACGAUCGAGCUAAACUUUGAUGAUGAUUCAGGUACCGUUAGUGUAAAUUCUGAAAUCCCAGGAAGGAUAUCGGUCAAUCAUUCUUUCAGUAUGGUUGGAAUAUAUAACGUUACUGCUACAGUCAGAAAUUCACAAACGUCCAAUAUUUCGUGUGCGAGUGAUAAUGCCACAAUAUACGUCCAGGAUCGUAUACCAGCCUCUCACUUAUUUGCUUUGAGUUCCUCCCCUGAUGCUAUUGAUGUGACCGUGGAGCAACAAAUCAACUUCACCUUGACUCUAGAUUCAGGGCAAAGCAUCCCCCAAGAUACGUAUAUCACAUUCCUUUUUUCCCAGCAGUGUACCUGCAGUCUUUCAAUGAAGCUUGAGAAUCAUCUGACAUUUACCGGGGCCAUCUACAAUGUUAGUGGAACGUACAACGUCACUGCAGUUAUUUCUAAUAGAGUGAGUGCUGCCACCAAGCAGAUGCAGGUUUGGGCGGUGGAAGGACUAGGGGAAGUCACCGUGACACCGUCUGCAGAAGCAUUGUUGGUAGGGGAUGUUCUGGAAUUUACAGUCUUGCCUGCCAGUGGAACUGAAAUACUGAUAAAUAUUACUUGGGGUGAUGGUAGCCACGACGACCGCCAUCUCUCAUCAGCUGCAUCUGUUACGUUCAAUCACACAUACAACACUCUUAAUGAGUAUGAAGUAUGUGUGAGUGUGUAUAAUGCUCUAUCACCCAGUGCCAGGCCAAACUGCACGACCAUACAAAUCCUGUAUCCGGUUCAGGGAUUAACCUUCAACACAAAUACUCAACUUGUUAUAGACAAUUCAUGUGAGUUUGUUAUCGGACUUUUGCCAGAGAUACCCCAUCCUUCAGGGAUGACAUGCAAAAUUGAUCGAGGUGAUGGUACCAAUCCUCUGGUCAUAAAUGAAGAUGACAUAUCUUCUUUUCCACAUCAAAUACAAUGUCUUUAUGUCCCGGCAUUAAAGAAUUAUCUAGCCACAUUGCAUUGCUUCAAUGUCCUUGGAUCAUUGAACCUUACGAAGGCGGUGAGUGUGAGGAAGCCAAUAUCAGAUGUAUUUGAACUGAAAGUGCUGAAUUUGUUUCGUUGGCUUUCCGAAAGUACGGUCUGGUACGAAUUGUCAGUGAAGGAAUAUGAAGACAUUCCAUUUGGCUACGCUGACUUCUAUUGGGACUUUGGGGAUGGGAACUACUCACAUGAAAACAGGAUCAUGCUCGAUCGGACAAUAUCUAAAACCAAGAAGUUCACUGUUGAAGGACUUUACCAAACCAAUGUGACUAUAUCUUAUGGCUUGUGGAAUGGUGUUCUCACAGCACAAGUGACAGUAGCCCAAAAACGUGAUUUGGACGUUUCUAUCAGAUAUUUUGGUGGUGACAGAAAUGGGGAGUAUGGAGGUGGUCAGAAUGAAACCUGGUUUUACAAAAACAAUCAACUUAAAUUUACACCUGUCCCUCUAUAUAAUGACACACAAUAUGUAUGGAAAUAUAGUUCAGAUCAACCAUCAAGUUCUGAAGAUGAAUUUAUUCAUGAAUUUGAGUCAACAGGUGUUUUUGUCGUAACUGUGGAAGCAAAACACCCGCUGUACACUGAUAAUCUGGUGACUUUUCUCCACAUUGUGUCGCCGUUUACAUUUGAGGACAUUGUCGUGGAAGAUGGUUCCGGAAAUGAAACUCAAAAGCUGAAGACUUACAGUAAACUCAACAUCACGCUAUUGGGACAAGGUCUCACCUCGCCUCUUUGUAUCCUCUGGGUGUUCUGCAAUGAAACUUUAUACUUUUCUGGUCCCCCAAACUGCUACAAUGCUGCUUAUAGCAGCGGUGAACCGGGUGUUGCAUGGUCAACAGAUGGACAAGUGCUAACGCAUGUUGAAUUCAACACGCCAGGAGAAUUUAAUUUAACCGUGAUCAUUACAAAUAACAUGGACUCGGAUGCCUCUACUGCCAGUUUGUCAAAAGUUAUAACCAUUGUUGGAUGUCUUGUCCCACCGGUUGUGACUAUAAGUGGAUCCGGAAGUUCCAGAGAACAGCCUAAGGUGUAUCUACGUUCAGACAAGUUCCGUUUAACGUCCACCGUGCGGCUUUGGUGUUUCGGCCUUGAACAACCGCCCCUUUUUCAGUGGUCGACAAUGAUGAUAGAUCCGUAUGACGAGAAUGCAAAUUUUACCGACCUGGAUGAUAAGGAUGGGUCAUAUGCCGACAUUGAACCUCUUACAUUUGAAGUGGGACUGUACAAUCUCACCAUGACUGUUACAGUAACUGAUACAACACCUGAUUUAUCUGGGACUGAUUUUGCAUACAUGCGCAUUGACCCAUCACCCCUAAUUGUCACCAUCGCUGGUGGUAGCGCCAGGUCUGUCAACGGUUUAAAAGAUAUUCACUUCAAUGCAUCAGGGUCGCGGAAUCCUGACCAAAACCUCGAGGAUCAAGACCUGAGUCAAUGGAACUUCACAUGGAGUUGUAAGAGCAAUCAUGACACGACGCCCACUCCUACAGUACCCAACGGAAUUUGUGAGCAAACCACAGAACAGACGAUUCCUGGAAAAGUGCAACCGCUCUUUACUAUUGAAGCAAAACGUCUUGCACUUGAUACAAAGUACAUCAUCAGGGUGGAUGCGAUUCAUGCUGACGGUAGAUUUGGAUCCUAUGAACAGGCCAUACAAACUGUUCCAGGAACACCAGUCUUGGCUAGAAUUGACUGCAUUACCAACUGUUUAUUGAAGGUUAACCCGACUUCGCCAGUGUCGUACCAGGCUCACUGUGAGAAUUGUGCCACACAGAAUGCAACGUAUCUCUGGGAGAUGACCACAGGGGAAGAAGAAAGAGAGCUGGUAGAUCUGGAAGCAAAAGCAGCAAGUGAGUUGACCAAAAGCGGACUGCAGAUAAAGAGCAAUGUCUUGGAGAGUGGCAAGUUCUACUACGUUAGAGUGUACGUGGAAGAACCUGGGAUGUUACAAGGAUUUGUCGAGGUCUCCUUCUACACGAACCUCGUUCCCUUUGGAGGCACUUGUGACAUGUUUCCAAGAAACGGGUCAGCCCUUGUAUCGGAUUUCACGGCAUCCUGCGACGAGUGGAAGGAUGAAGGAGAUGCACCAGAGUAUGACGAAAGAAGCAACGAUGAAUCGGUUCUUCUCUAUAGAGUGCAAUUUCGGGCUAUGGGCUUGGAUGCCGACUACGCCAUGCUUGUGCAAGCAGCAGAAGCAAAGGAAACCAGAGGAUUGAAGUUUCCCAUUGGUCCAAAAUCUGCCAACUACACAUUUCAAGUUCUGUUCACGAUCCUGGACAAGUUUGGCGGGAUUGCCCAAGUGCAGAGAAGCAUCCAGGUUUUCUUGGAAGAGGCGGCUGUGGAGAAGGACGAGCUGCUGACUCUCUUCAGUGAAAAAGGAGAUCUAAACGCCUUGACACAGUCCAAAGAUCCAGAAGCCGGCAUGCGACUGCUUGGUGCCGUCAUAUCUGUGGUAUCUCAGGCAACCGAUCUGACUACUGAAGAUACAGUAUUGGUGAAAGACAAGUCAAUAAAUGUGUUGACGGAGUUGGCGGCUAUGUCGAAGACGUCGGAUGGCAUCGGCAUGGCUGCGGAGGGAUUCUCUAGCCUCUACGCAUCCUACCCCCCUCCCAGUGAAAAUCAAGCUAUUAAUGCUGCUACAUCGUUGGAGGAAAUGACAUCUAAUUAUGCUGACAUCUCAGGAAAUACUGCAGAAGACAUUAAAAGAACAGGCGAUUCACUCAUUGGUACCUGUGGAAACAUGAUGACAGUAGUUCUGACAUCCAUGUCUUCUAAUUCAUCUGGAUCAAACGUAACUGAAGAAGUACUUUCACCAGACGACCAAGAAGGACAAAUAGAGGAGAAUAAUUUUAAGAUGAAAAUGGUGUCCACGUUGAUAGUAGAUGUCAUUGACAAAGUCAGCGACCUGAUCACCUCGAAGCUUGUAGCUGGUCAAGCUCCGGCCAUCUCAACUGGACCAUCCGUUGAGGUUCGGUGCCAGGUCAACGCCCCUGAGGAUCUAACCACCAAUGAUGAUUCUAUCCAAGCGGAAGCAGCUCAGAUAGGGUUUCCACCAGCCUUUAGCUUCAUCGGAGAGGAUAUCGGACAGAAAUUGAUUGCAACCAAAAUUAUCAGCUAUGCCGUGAAUCCCUUCAGCUAUGCUGGAGGAAGCAAUAUCCUUGGGUCAAGCGUAGUUAGCAUCGAGCUCCAGACGGCAGAUCGGAAGAAGAUACCCGUCUCAAAUGCAUCGGAACCCUUGAGGUUAGUGCUUCAGACAGAAGCGGAUGCUCCAGAAACGUUAGAGGUAGACGGCAACAUCACACAGAAACGUCCAAUGUCCUAUCACCAGUUCAAUAUCUCCAAGCCUGAUGAUGAUUUCAGGGCGGUCAUCCGAGGCGACGGUUCUAGUGGUUUCUGGGUGUUUGCCAAGUUUGAGAAUCCGCCACUCAAUGACAGUUACGACGUGGUCCAGCGGUUACCCAGGGAACUCAAUGACACCGAUGUUGGGAUCGAGGGAUUCUUGAAAGAAGAAAUUAGGAACACGUUUGUUUUAUCAAAGGAAGAACACUGCGGGAACGGGACAUACUUCAUUGGCAUCAUGCCUGCAGGUUCUGAUGAGGAAUUUGCGUCGUUGAUAUCAAACUCGACAAAAUGUUCAGGAGAGGAAAGGCUUCUUGUGAUUAACGCAAAUAACGAAAAUACGACGGCUGUCUCAAUCGCGUAUAAUAUUAGCUUCUAUUCAUCGGCAUGCAGAUACUACGAUAACAUUACGGACGAGUGGAAUAGCGAUGGGUGCUGGACCGGGAUUAUGACCAGCACCAGAGAAACGCACUGUCUCUGCAACCAUCUGACAUCCUUUGCAUCCGCCUUCUUCGUCCCGCCCAACAAAAUCGAUUUCAGCGAUGUCUUCAGCAAGAGUCUUCUUGAUAACUUUGCCGUCAUGGGGACCAUCAUUGUGAUUGUAUCAAUUUAUCUACUUCUCCUCAUCUAUGCCAGGAGGAAGGACAAGCAAGAUCUCAUCAAGUGGGGUGUUACACCUCUAAGUGACAACCACCCAGCGCAUACCUACGGAUACCAGGUGACCGUGGAGACCGGGGUUAGACCAGGAGCGGGAACCAAAUCCAAAGUCGGUAUCAUGAUAUCCGGAGAGGAUGCAGAUACUGGAUCGAGAGUCUUGGAUGAUCCCAAAAGACCGGUAUUCCAAAGCGGCUGCAUCAACAGUUUCUUGAUGACAGUUCCGAGGCCACUGGGUCUUCUUACCUACGUUCGAAUCUGGCAUGACAACUCUGGGGCGGGAGGACAAGCAGGUUGGUUCCUUUCAAAGGUCUCCGUCAUGGACCUACAGACGGGCAAGGAGUUCUUCUUUCUAUGUGAGCAGUGGCUAGCAGUAGAGCAAGGAGAUGGUUCUAUAGACAGAACAUUGUUUGUAGCCAGCAAGAAAGACAUGACACAGGUGGGCCAACUAGUCUACACAAGCGGGCGAAAGAAUCUAUCCGACCAGCACCUGUGGUUCUCCCUGUUCAGCCGCCCGACAAGGAGUUCCUUCAAUCGAUGCCAGCGACUGUGUUGCUGCCUCACGCUCCUGUGUACGUCCAUGUUGGCCAAUGCCCUGUUUUACAAGGUAGAUGUGACGGCUGCUCAAGCACAGGCAAUCAAGAUUGGACCGAUCACCAUCACACCAAGUCAGAUUGGGAUAGGUAUAAGUAGCUCUCUUGUCGUCAUGCCAGUUAACCUUAUCAUAGCCCAGAUAUUUCGGAAGGCGCGACCGCUUGAAUCUGAUGCACCAGACCCCCUCGUAGCCCUCAUCCGAAGAAUCUUCACUCGAAAGAAGAGGGACGAAGAGAAGAAGCCACUUGAUCAGUUCAACUUUGAGGAGAAGCGCCAUGAUAAAGCCAUUUCUGAAAAGGAAGUGAAUGUCAAUGUAGUAUCAGGACAAUCUGCAACCAAUCCCUCUUCCGAUCCUCCGCCCGCUGAGCAGAGUGCUGCUGCUGCAGCCACCAAGAAAAAGUAUCCUCUGCCGCACUGGACCGUCUACCUCGCCUACAUCCUGUCCUUCAUUGCCUGCUUUCUGUCCUGUUUCUUUGUGGUGUUGUACAGUUUAGAGUGGGGAAAAGAGAAGGCGCAUGAGUGGUUGAAGUCCAUGAUCGUCUCUUUCUUCAGUUCGGCAUUCAUCAUUCAACCAACGAAGGUGAUAGUCAUUGUUUUUAUAGUGUCCAUCAUCUUCAAGAAGCCUUCGAAAAUGAAUGAUGCCGAUGCCGAAGGUCUCAAAGACAAGACAAUGAAUAAGCUUCAGACAGAUGAGGAAUAUCUACAUGAGGAUUCCUUGACCGCAGGAAAAGCUCCUGGCUAUUCUGCACGCCCAAAGACUCCUCCCAGUAAACAGAUUCUCGAGAAGGCUCGCAAAGAACGUCUCCGAGACGUGCAGGUUUCCGGUGUGGUGCGGGACUUUGUGCUCUAUGCUCUCUACUUGGUCGUCAUUCUCUUCCUAGCCUACACCAACAGAGAUCCCGAUUCUUUCAGAAUGUCGGAAACUAUCAGGAAUACAUUCGUCUCAGACAACAUUGAUUAUCUCGUGGAUGGGGUAAAUCCGGUGACGUUCGGCGCCCUGACGCAGAGCACGCCCGACGAGUUCUGGAACUACAUCGAGCAGACCCUCCUACCGGGUCUCUACGGUUUCAAGUAUUAUAACGGCGAGGUGAUGAAAUGGAGAGAUGCCAGGUUUCUCAGGGACUGGCAAAACUAUCGCGUCGGUCCCGCAAGGCUUCGUCAACUCAGAGUCAAGCCCUUACCUUGUGAGGUGAAUGGUAGGAUGGAGCACGUUGUCAAAGACUGCACCCUGGACUAUUCCUGGUCUAACGAAGACGAAGGAAUAUUCGCUGCUAACUGGACUUAUACCUGUGAUCCCAGCGAUGAGAACAUCCCAAAUUAUGCUUACUAUGAGGUGGAUGAGACCAGACCUUGGCGAUAUCGAUCAGCGGUAGAUCUCUACGGUGUCCCCUAUCAAAGCAACUUGUAUUUCUAUGGAGGUGGCGGCUUCAUCGCCGAGUUUGGGGUGAACCGGGAGCAAGCCAUGGACACGGCGCGGUACCUCAGGAACCACGGCUGGUAUGACAAGUACACCCGAGCGAUCUUCAUCGAGUUCACCGUGUACAAUGCGAACGUCAAUCUCUUCAGUGUGGUGACUUUGCUCCUGGAAACACCGUCGUUGGGAGGAGGGGUGAUCUCAAACACGGUGCACACCUUCAGGCUUUACCAGUAUGUCGGAGGACUUGGUUUUAUAUCGAUCGCCUUUCAGGGCAUCUUCGUUGUCUAUCUUCUGUACUUCUUGGGCCACUUUGUCUACCGUCUCAAGAAAGAAGGCAGGAAAGAACUGAAGAACGUCUGGACGAUUCUUGAGGGGAAUAUGCUCCUCUUCGCAUUCUUUUCAGCUGUAAUGUUUAUCAUGAGAGAAGUGUUUAUCAGGUUCACUCUCCAAGAAGUCAAGAAGAAAGAUGAAGGAGGUUACGUGAAUUUCAAUCACAUCGCCAAGUGGGAUCAAAUCUUCGGCUAUCUCUUGGCCACCCUGACGUUCAUAUCCAUCCUGCGCUUCAUGCGCACCCUGCGCUUCAGCGCCAGGGUGACCCACGUGGCGAUGGCGUUCCAAAGGGCCUCCAGGGACAUGCUGUACUUCCUGCUCAUGUGGUGUCUGAUUGUGAUUGCCUUUGCUCUCUGGGGCUAUGCGAUCUUCAGCAGGUCCAUCUUCACCUUCCACACGUUCCAGGGCGUCUUGGAAUCGUUGCUUGGCAUGAUGAUAGGGUCCUUUGACUUCUAUGCCUUACAGUCUGUGGAGUCGGUUAUUGGCCCGAUCUUCUUCACUCUCUACAUCUUUGCUGCAUACUUCAUGCUGGCCAACAUGCUCAUCACAAUCAUUGUAGAGGCAUUCGCCAAGUCCAAAGAGGACCCGGAUAAAGAUGACAGUACCUUCCCGAUAGGUCAACACAUGAUGAAGAAAUUCAAGAUGAUGCUAGCCAGCUACGGUAUUGGCUCCAACUCGGUGGGGCCGGCUCCAAAGAAACCCAACGACAAGAACUCCGAUGACAAGGACAAAGAGGAUGUAGAUGAUGAAGGUAAUGACCCGGCCUACAAGGACAUGAUGGACACCAUAGAGAAUCGUGUUGAUCAACUGGUCACCUACGUCCUCAAGAACUACGGUGACGGCAAGGGCGCACCAAUGGGCAGUAAGGCUACCCUCAACACCUUUGAAGCUAUGGUCAAGAAGGACAUCGAGACGGUCAAGCAGAAGAAGACCCGAACCAUAAUGAUCAGCUAGGUGUACAUACUAAUGGUCAUCUCACCAUUAAUUUGUGUGUUCAAGAUCACUGCUUUUAUCUAAAUCAAUAAGUUAAAUUAAUACUGAAUUUGAUGUACAAAUAUUGUGAUUUAGUUAAAAUCAUUGUUGAAAACUAAUAUAAUGACAUUAUUUAGGGCUAACCUCAAUCAGCAUUUUGCUUUAAUAUCCGAAUCAGUAAUAUGUAGAAUCAAUACUUCAUUUCAUGUAUGAAUAUUGUGAAUUAAUUUAAAUCAUUGUUUAAAUAGUUAUGACAUUAUUUGAGGCAAAUAAAAUGCGUUUAAAGUGGUGUUUUUUUCAGUUUUGGACGCGGUCCGCGCGUGGACUCGUUAAGGGUAUCAGAAACACAGAUUUUCAAGAAAAAGGGUGGUUUUGAAAAAUUGGUCAAUCGCGAGGUCAAAUGUAUUUAGUGUAUUUUUUCCCCCAAAGCUUUUUUUUUUAAGACUAGCCAAACGUGUUUAGGGUAUGUUUUUUCCCCAAACUUUUUCCACGAGGUCAUAUUUUGGCGACAACUUGUUAAGGGACCAAAAUGUGUCAAUAAAGCCCGCGAAAAACUUGUUUAGGGUGUUAUUUUGCACACAGAGAAAAACUCGUUUAGGGGGUGUUUAGAAAUUAAUUGGUCAUGCGUGUGUACAGCAAUAUAUUUGACUGGCCCCUCCCCCCCCCCCCCCCCCCCCCGUGAAAUGCCCUUCGCCUUGGCCUUAGAGAUAUGCAGUGCUUUUUUUAGUUAUUGAUUUGUUUAACUUGUGCUGUAUUAUAAAAAUGUGUGCUUUAGAAAGUGACCUUGCCAUAAAAUUACUGAAAUUCAAGGCCUAGGGCCUGUAACACAAAGCUUAGCAAUCAUCGUAGAACAUAUUUUUACGAUUGAUUGCAUUGACUACAAUUUACAAAUGAUCAUGAAAAUCAACUGUGUGAUUAAUUGCUAUCUUUUGUGUUACGGAAUCCUGAAGUUUCUUAGAUUCAAAUGUCUGAAUUUGUGCAAUAAGACAGAAGUGCAAUUACAUGCUUGCAAGGACAAUAUUGACUUUAAUAUAAAAUCAAAUUUAUCAUGCAAUUGUUAAUCAAAGCAUACAAGUAAAAGUGGACAUAAUUCAAAGCUAUUGUUAUCUCCUUUUGUAGAAGCCUAUUCUUUGUUGAAUAUGAACCAUGUAAAACAGUUAUUUUCAACCUAGACAAUAUUGAUGAUUCUCGAUGUAUUAUACUGAAUGCUUAUUUCAUGGUCGGUCCAUGUUUUGCUGUAGGGUCCCUUUGGAAUACGUGUUUAUUAACUAGAGAGGCAAACUUUUCAAAAUAACUUUGAAUUCCGACUGGCACCUUUCAGCAAGUAUACUAUAGUUCGAGGAUCAUUACUGGAUAAGAGGUUGAUGACGAAGAAAAUACACCUCUCAAAACAAAAUUGAGAUUUACAUGUAUUGUUUGUAAAUUAUGUAAAUGGAGAGUGCAAACAACUUGGUAAAUGGUGGUGAUUUUUACCUGAUUGCUAUUAAAGAAAGCAUAAAAAGCAACCAGAGGACCGACGGCUUAAGGUCAUCUCCGAGGGACAUGGUAAUGGGUAUUAAUGCCCUACCAAAGGGCACUAGUGCAUCGAGUGGGAAUCGAACCGGGGUCACCGGAAUCCGAAACCCCCGCUCUACCGAAUGAGCUAUCGCGCCUCUGAACUUCGUAUAUAAUAUAAUUGAGAAGAACUACUUGUAAAGCAAGAUAUAUCAUAUAUUUAUAUACUAAUGAAUUGUAUAUUUUGAGGCACUACACCUUUCAAACAAGAUUGAGAUUUAUUUUAUUGCUAGUAAAUUAUGUAAAUAGAGAGUGCAAGGAACUUCAUAUCUAAUUAAGUAGAACUACUUAUAAAGCAAGAUAUAUCAUAUGUUUAUACUAAUGAAUUGUAUUUGCUGUUUUGGGGCAGAAAUUGUACCGCUAACCUUUUUUCAUUAGAAAAUUUUGAACCAUUCAAAUUGAAAUUUCCACUCAUACAUUAAAUGUUGGGCGGUUUGAAAUAUUUUCCUCAGAUUUUUUUUUUCGGGGGGGGGGGGAGGGGGGAGGGGGUGAUGACCAGAAUCCAUCAUCUUUGAAGGAAUGUAAGCAGAGUUACCAUCAGAGCCCUUUCAGGGGUGGGAAUCUGAUUGCCAAAUAGACCAUCACCUUGCCACGAGAAUCAGGGGGGGAGGGGGCCAGAAAGAAGUGGGUUGUCCGAGGGUAAGUUUGUGCCUGGUGGGAGGCUUUGAUAUUGCUCCAAGUGCAGUAGUAAAAAAAAAAUUCAAGUUGUGCACUGACACUUUAUCAACAAGAAAGGUCAUAUUUACCUCCCCGUCCACUAUAUAUGCCUACUUAGAAAAUAAUGGCACAGCCACCCCUCUUCUAACUUUGACCAGAGACCCGUUUCAUAAAACUUGUUAUAACGAAUAACAGUUUAAAGCUACUGAAAUCAUUUGAUUUGAUUGGCUGUUGGUAAACUUGUUACAGAAAUUGUGCAUUUAUUUAUAACAAGUCUUUGUGACACAUGACCAAUAUAAACUGCCUAUUUAUAAAGCUAUCGUAUAUAUAAUAAAUAAAUAUAAAUUUAUUAAAAUAGGAUAUUUUAUGAGUGCUUUAGCUGUACAGAGUAUAUAUUUAUAUAUAUAACUAUGUGUAUUGUGAUUGAUGAAGUAGAAUUAAUUCGAGCCAUGUUAUGCAUGUUUCUGUGUAUGCCAAUUUGAUUGUAUGUACAUCUACAUGUAGGGGCAAUGCAAAAAACUCGGUGUCUAUCAGCCAAUGUGACUGCUUGUGUAAAGAAAGAAGAAAAAAAAAAUCAUAGCAGUAAGGCCAGAAAUAUUUAGAGAAGAGUAGGGAUUAUAGGUCAAAUCCAUGCUUUCAAAACUUUUUAGUUUCAGAUAAAAAAUGAAUUCCAUUUUACUUAAAUUUACUUAAAUUAACAUUUUUAUAGCUACAUAUGCACAUGAUGCUUUACUUGUAUUAUAUAGUUAGUAAUAAUGUUCUUUAAAAAUAAACACAUUCUCAUGAACAGUAGCUGAAAAAAAAAAAUGUUGACAGCCAAAUUUUGACGAGUGCAAAUGAAAGCAAUUUUAGGUGCAAUCCCGACAAAUUCGAGAACACUUGUUUGGGUAGGGGUUGGAGGACCCAAGGUUGUGCAAUAUGCAGAGUAUUGAGCUUGAGGUCUUACAAAAUAAUUGAAUACCUUAAAAGGAAGGCUUUUAAUGGGAGAGAUGACACUUUGGUUAUUUAGCUACUUUAUGUAAUAGCUGGAGUUAAUUGAGUUUAUCAUAUUGCGUUGGAUUACUAUAAAUUAGAAUAUGUUACAGCUUAUUUUGGCUAAUUUGAUCAAGAAAUGGCUGGAAGAUAUUUUUUCUAAAACUUGAUUGAGGCAUCAUUCGAGUUCAAGUACCAGCACAAAUGUUAACUCAAGAAAUUCCAUUUGCCUGCAUGAAUAAUAAAUAAGGGAAGCACCGUGUCAUUUGAUGCCAUACCAACAGGUGUUGAAGUAUCUUUGCAUAUUGCUGAAUUAUAUCGUUGUAUUGCACUACACUCUGACAAAACGCGAAAGAAAUCAUGAAUGGAGUGUCACAAAAUCUCACAAACCUUAUCUUUUAAUGCGUGCAGAGCAAUAUGAUUCUAGUUUCAGCAGGGUUGAGCCACCAUUAUCCAAACCUGCCAACCUCUGGGAAUAAAAAAUUGUAUUCUGUGAUUUAAAAAAAUGUAUUUUUUCCAAAAAAAGUGUAUUUCAUAAUAAAAUGCGUGGCGCACUCGCUCAUCGCGGCGCUCAAGCUGCAUGCAAGCUAAAAUG
Molecule: messenger RNA, 14467 nt
Organism: Lytechinus pictus (painted urchin)
Lineage: Eukaryota; Metazoa; Echinodermata; Echinoidea; Temnopleuroida; Toxopneustidae
Product: polycystin-1-like
Exons: 32
Coding region: 1-10671 (3556 amino acids)
Biological process (GO): detection of mechanical stimulus
Cellular component (GO): membrane
Molecular function (GO): calcium channel activity; protein binding; calcium ion binding
Source: RefSeq, a predicted model, not a curated record